This is a messenger RNA of Candidula unifasciata, 770 nucleotides long. The record is from the annotation of a GenBank genome assembly. NCBI's taxonomy places the organism in Eukaryota, Metazoa, Mollusca, Gastropoda, Stylommatophora, Geomitridae.
UGUAUGAUUCUACUGGGAAACAACCAGCAGGGAUCUUCAUUGGAGCCACCACCUGGGCCGGCGACUACGACGAGUGCCUGAGUCUUCCUGCCCCAACAGUUUGUGCUGAGACAACAGGUGCAGCCUGCAGUGACCACAAUGAAACUUUGCCUCAAUACUGCAGCGUUCACAUGACACACGCACCCUGGAGACCAAAGAUGAUUGAGGCUUUUAAUCUUCCGUUCCCAGUACCUUACAGCCCUUUUAUCAUCGAUGUUUGCAUCCCUAAAAACUGCUCUGAGGAAGACAUCUUCAGUGUGGUGGAUGCAUUCCUUGCCAUCGAUAAUUUUGGAGAUAACAUUACAGUCAAGCACGUUGAAUGCCACGCCAGGAAAAGCUUUCUUGAGGAUACAGCUGCCGUAGCAUCAGUCACUGCAUUAAAUGUAAUCCUGGCAUUAGUGGUGAUGGGUACAGCCUAUGAUAUCUACCGCCGUCGCAGAAAACUGAGAAUCAAGCGUGGACCAGAAAUGACAAUCGGUUACAGCGACAAAACUGACCAGUUUGGAAUCCUCAAGAUUCUUGUCCCAGCAAAAAAGCAUCACGGCCGACGAGGCACCUUGUCAUCCUCGGAGAACAUUGAGCAUGCCAAGAAGAAGCUUGAAUUAUUGAACGGAUCAGAUAAGUUUCAUAAACCUCGGAGUGCAUCAGAAACUUUAUUCACCAACGGAAACAGCCUGAACUUGUUGCAUGUUCGACAGCUGAGCUGUCCCGGCCAGGACAUUGAACUGCAA